Molecule: messenger RNA, 1844 nt
Organism: Neltuma alba
Lineage: Eukaryota; Viridiplantae; Streptophyta; Magnoliopsida; Fabales; Fabaceae
Product: molybdate-anion transporter-like
Exons: 9
Coding region: 199-1548 (449 amino acids)
Biological process (GO): molybdate ion transport
Cellular component (GO): membrane
Molecular function (GO): molybdate ion transmembrane transporter activity
Source: RefSeq, a predicted model, not a curated record
AGUGUUAACAACGGAACCGGUCCGUUUCGCGCCGAUCAUAUCAUAUCGUCCCCGAUCUCGUUCGGUCUCGGAGUCUCAGUUCUCCUCUCUCCCUUCCGUAUAUUUGCUUCAUCUCUUCGAUCUAGGGUUUAUCUCAGACCCAAACAGGACGCUUAUUCUUACAUAAUGUCUCUGUAUUAAUUCCAAUAUAAUUGGCCGAUGGCGAUAACCAUUGAGAGCUCGGUUUGGGAGCCAAAUCCAUCCAUAUACAUCUUCCUCUUCUUCUCUUGCUGUUUCUCGAUCUUUCUUUUUCCUCAUUUCACUAAUUCUAACAGAACAUCUACAGUAUUCGACCAUGGAAUCUCUUCCUCGUUUGUUCGCUUUCAGCGGAAAUUCAUUCUUCUCUAUUCUCUAUCUUCAGUGAUGGAAGGCCUGUGGUUAGCUUUCGGUGAGUUCGAGUUAGCUUCUUACGGAGUUGGCAGGGAGCAGAUGGUUAUGUCUCUCUGUUAUAGAUUUGGGGCGUCUCUCAUUGCUAGUCCCUUUCUUGGUGUGAUUUCAGACUUAAUAGGUCACAAGAAAGCAUGCCUAUUUUUUGGCAUCCUACACUUAUUUGUUGGCAUAUGGAAGAGGGUCUCUGAGUAUCCAAGCAUUUUUGUCACUAGCAUUUGUCUCUCUCUUGCCAGUGCAAUAUUUUCAUUCAGUUUUGAGAGUUGGAUGGUCACUUUGCAUGAAAAGCAAGGGCACAGGCUAGAUUCGCUUAAUGACACGUUUUGGUUAAUGGCUUUUUCUGAGUCUGCAUGUUUUAUUGCCAGCCAAGUGUUUGCAAAUUGGCUGGUUGGUGAUAAUUUUGAGAAGAAAACUGCUCCUACCACUGCAGCCAUCUUCCUAGCAACAGUAUGUAUCACUUUUCUUUCCAGAGGAUGGGCAGAAAAUCCACAAGCAAUGUCUUUAAAGGAUUAUAGCGUGUCCUUCUAUGCAUAUAUAUUAGGUGAUAAAAGGAUAUGGCUUUUGGGGUGGGCACAGGCUUGCCUUUACUUCUCCAUUGGAAUUUUUUGGAUCCUCUGGGCCCCUACAGUGGUGGCUGAUGGACGAGAAGUGCAUCUAGGAUUAAUUUAUCCAUUCUUUCUGGGCUCAAGAAUGCUAGGAAGCACUGUAUUUCCUUGGCUCACAAGUGGACACUUACCUAUUAGAACUGAGGACUGGCUAGUAUACGCAUACAUCAUACUGGGUCUUGUCCUGUCUAUUAUAGCCUAUGAUUAUCAGGAAAUUGGAGUUCUGGUGACUCUGUUUAUCCUGUUUCAUGCUUGUGUUGGGCUCAUUUUACCAUCACUCGCCAGAUUGAGGACCAUGUAUGUGCCUAAUGAGCUGCGUGGAGGGAUGAUGGGCCUUUCUCUUGCCCCAGCUAAUGCGGCAAUGCUGCUUUCUUUGGUGGAAGGUGGCUACUAUCGGAAUGUUGGGAAUGCAGCAUUGAUGGCAUUUGGUGUGUUGGGACUAUUGACUUCAGCUGGUUGCAUGCAUGCCUUGAAGCAAUGGGGGAAGCAACCAUAUAAUAACUGGCAUAAACAGUGAAUGCAUAUUGCUGAUUUGGGAGAGUUUGGGGAAGGUGGGAUGUCUGUCUUUCUUGUUGAUGAAAGUAACGAACGAUGUAGACCUCAGAUGAUGCCAAAGUAUGCACGGUGAGAUCAAUUUCAGAACGCAGAUAUCAUGCCCAACAAUUACCGAGUGCAGGAGAUUGACUUUGUAGUGGCGUCUCUAAGGACCGAAAGACAGGCUGAACAAGGACAUCUCCCAUUUUAAUUCUCACUUCAAACUCCUUGUCCAUGAGAUGAAGAUCGCUUUUUUAAAUAUAUCAGCUAUACGAUCAG